UUUAUUUUGUCGAACGUUAUCUGAAUCACAAUAAACAAAGUAUAAAAGGCUUUAACUUUUUGAUGUUAGACACACUUCACAUCCUCUUUUCAAUAAGGAAGGUCCACUUCUAAAAACAAGCAAGAUGUUUUCCUUGAAAUCUAUCGUACUCAUUGCUGCAGUAUUCGUGGGGGUUGAAUGCAGUGCUGUUGUUCCAGCAGUUCCAGCCGCUCCUUUAAUAGCAGCACCAGCUCACGUGGGAUAUGCUCAUGCUGUACCCCAAAACAUACCUCCAUAUGCAUCCCAAAUCAGUGUGGUCAAUAAGGCAGUAAGCCCAAUAGUUGCUACUCCAUUUGCGUCGCCCUUCGCCACGAGAUUUGCGCCAACAGCUGCUGUUGCGGCUCCACUCGCAGCUCCAUACGCCGCUGCUCCAUAUGGUUAUCCUACUGCUUACGCUGGUCCUGCUGCGUACGCUGCCCCUGCUGCGUACGCUGCCCCUGCUGCGUACGCUGCCCCUGCAGCGUAUGCUGGUCCUGCUGCGUACGCUGCCCCUGUCGCGUAUGCUAGUCCUGCUGCAUACGCUGCUCCUUACCCAUACGGUGCAGCUCCAGCGCCCCUAUUACGCGCCCCUUACGGAUAUGCACCAGCGUUUGUUCGAUAGAUUUAGAGUAAAACUACUAGACCUUCCUUUCGAAAA
This is a messenger RNA of Vanessa tameamea, 676 nucleotides long. RefSeq names its product cuticle protein 38-like (gene CPH19). The transcript has 2 exons. The record is from RefSeq and is a predicted model, not a curated record. Bases 125 to 640 code for a protein of 171 amino acids. Lineage: Eukaryota; Metazoa; Arthropoda; Insecta; Lepidoptera; Nymphalidae.